Molecule: messenger RNA, 1374 nt
Organism: Oikopleura dioica
Lineage: Eukaryota; Metazoa; Chordata; Appendicularia; Copelata; Oikopleuridae
Source: the annotation of a GenBank genome assembly
AUGCCCCGAGAAAUUAUCACACUACAGGUUGGACAGUGCGGGAAUCAAGUCGGAUGCGAGUUUUGGAAACAGAUCGUGAAAGAGCACGGCAUCCGACCCGAUGGAAUCAUAGAAGACUUCGCUCGUGAGGGAUACGAUCGCAAAGACGUUUUCUUCUACCAAGCCGACGAUGAGCAUUAUAUUCCUCGCGCUCUCCUGAUCGAUUUGGAGCCGCGAGUUAUUUCAAACAUUCGAAACUCCGAGCAUAAGAACCUCUUCAACCCUGAGAACUUUUACAUAUCCGAGCACGGAGGUGGCGCUGGGAACAACUGGGCGUCCGGAUUCGAGCAAGGAGGCAAAAUCAGUGAAAAGAUUUUUGACAUGAUCGAUCGAGAAGCGGACGGAAGUGACAAUCUGCAAGCUUUUAAUAUUUGUCAUUCAACAGCUGGUGGAACUGGCUCCGGCUUGGGAAGCUAUUUACUCGAGAAUCUUCACGAUCGUUAUCCAAAGAAAAUUAUUCAGACAUUUUCUGUUUUCCCAUCGCAAGAGUCCGAAAGAGGAUCUGACGUCGUUGUGCAGCCGUAUAACACGAUAUUGACUACUAAACGACUUACGCAAAAUGUUGAUUCCUGCGUGGUUCUUGAUAAUGCGGCGCUUCACUCGAUUGCUGUUGAAAAAUUGCUCAUUCCAAAUCCUGACUUUACCGUUAUCAACAAACUCGUUGCUACAGUGAUGUCUGCCUGCACAGCCACACUUCGCUACCCAACGUACGUCCACAACGAUCUGCAAUCAAUUCUUUCGCCGCUGAUUCCUGUCCCCAAGCUUCACUUUUUGAUGACUGGCUACACGCCCCUUGCGGUUUCCGAAUCAGAAUCAACAGUCGCCCGAACUACUGCGCUGGACGUUAUGAGGCGUCUCCUCAACACAAAGAAUAUGAUGAUGAAUGUGGGCGCGCGAGCGUUGAGCUCGAAGCUCAAUCACGUGUACAUUUCUUUGCUGAACAUAAUCCAAGGAGACGUCGACCCGGCGGACUGCUACAAAAGCUUGACGAGGAUCAGACAGCGGAACUUGGUCAAAUUCAUUAGCUGGGCUCCAGCGGCGCCAGAGCUUGUUCUUGCUAGACGAUCGCCGUACAUUGAGACGAGAAACAAGGUUUCCGGACUCAUGCUCGCUAAUCAUACUAUCGUUUCUUCGCUCUUCCAUCGAUCAGCCGUUGACUUCGACAAAAUGAAGAAGCGUAACGCGUACACCGAGCCCUUCCGGAAGCACGAGAUGUUCAAGGACGACUUGCUCGAGUUCGACCGCUCCCGGGAGGUAGUCGGCGAUCUGAUCGACGAGUAUCGCGCCGCAACAAAAGAAACAUACCUCACGCGCCACAUGAACAUGCAAGGCUAG